AUGGCGCCCAAGACGAAAAAGUCUGGAAAGAAGAAGUCGGCCAAGUCCGCGAGCGCCGCGUCGGCCGGGAAAGAUGUCGUCGUCGCGGAGAAGGAGGACGAAGCGGAGAAGAAGGACAUGACGCACGCGUACGCCGAGGACUUGAAGACGGACAUUUACACCGACGUGAACGCGAACCCGAAGGCGCUGGUGCACUCGGCGGAGUGGCGAAAAAUCAUGAAUGGGGACCCGGUGGAAAUCAAUCCAUCCGUCGGUCACGGGUUGAAGAUAAUGACCGUCGACGAGUGGAUCUCGAGAUGGAAGGCGAACGAACGAUUUCCCGAUUGUCUUUCGUGUGGCUCGACGAACACCAAGGAGCAUCACUUCUCCCAGACGUGGUGUCGAGGGAAGAAGAAGUUUGAGUCGGAGACGAUUUGUUGCGAGUGUCACAUGUGGAACUGGCGCUCGUACGCCGACCCAGAUUUCCUCACCCCGGAGGAGUACGAUAAACUCAAGUGGGAAAAGAUGGUGGCCGAGCACGCGCGACAGUUGGGCGACGCGCGCCUCGAAGACGGCGAAGCUACGUCCGCUCAGCCGCGAGAGGUCGCCGCCGCGUGA
This is a messenger RNA of Ostreococcus tauri, 597 nucleotides long. RefSeq names its product unnamed product. The transcript is spliced from 2 exons. The coding region runs from base 1 to 597 and encodes 198 amino acids. The record is from RefSeq and is a predicted model, not a curated record. NCBI's taxonomy places the organism in Eukaryota, Viridiplantae, Chlorophyta, Mamiellophyceae, Mamiellales, Bathycoccaceae.